AUGCGGGAAAGCCUAGAAGAAAAGUUCCGGAGCGUGGAGAAAAAGCGUGCUGCUUUCUUCACAUCGGUUAAAAGUGCACUGGAACAGUAUUCUGCACAAUCUGCAUUUGGAGCUUCGAAAGCACAAACUCCGAAUUGGAAGAAGGAAGAGAAGCAAAAAUCAUCCAAAGCUCGACAAAAUCUUACAUUGUGUGAAGAAGAAGACACACAUACAGACAAUGAUAAUACAGAUAACUUUACGGUGAUGAAAGUAGAAGACGCUUCUCAUCGAACCCAACAAGGGGAGAUAUUUCUUCUAAGUGGAGCGUUACGAACACUGCACCCUCAAACGAAGAAAUUUGUCAAAGUCAGUGUUCUCCUAGAUACAGGUGCGGAUCGCAGCUUCAUCGAUGAAAGACUAGCCAAAAAACUUCAACUACCUAACCACGGAGUAGUCUCGAUGAAACUCAGCACAUUUGGAGCAGCAACCGCGAAAGAAACUCAAUGCAUCAAGACAUGCAUGAAUGUGUGGGACUCUGAAGGAGAGCAACAUAAACUACAACUCUACACUCACACAAUUCUUACAAGAAACAUUAGUGGAGGGAAACUUCAGAAAGAAGAUCUUCAGUACAUCCACAAAAAGCAGAUAACAUUGAGCUCUGCACCAAGUGGCAUAGCUCAACCUCCUGAAGUUUUGAUCGGAUGCGAUCAGCUUUGGAACCUUCAUACAAAUUUGAAGCACCGCACUAUAAUUUGCCAUCAGGGCUGA
This is a messenger RNA of Ostertagia ostertagi, 747 nucleotides long. Lineage: Eukaryota; Metazoa; Nematoda; Chromadorea; Rhabditida; Trichostrongylidae. The record is from the annotation of a GenBank genome assembly.